Molecule: messenger RNA, 2705 nt
Organism: Oryzias latipes (Japanese medaka)
Lineage: Eukaryota; Metazoa; Chordata; Actinopteri; Beloniformes; Adrianichthyidae
Gene: cskl
Product: c-src tyrosine kinase-like
Biological process (GO): protein phosphorylation
Molecular function (GO): ATP binding; protein tyrosine kinase activity; protein binding
Source: RefSeq, a predicted model, not a curated record
UCGGAGACCAUUUCCUUCCAACAGAAGGCCUCGCAGACGAGCGCCACACACGCAAACAUCCACACAUAUGCAGUCAGAGUGGAGACAACCGUCAACGCAGAGCCACGUUUGGGAUCGUUCGGUAUCGACGCUGCAAACCCCGGACGCCCCCCCGCUUCAGAACGCCUCAAUAUGGGUUUUUACCGCUAAUUUGCAGCGAAACCUGGUCGACACCCGCGGCGGUAUCUCUUUCUUUGCUCUGAUGGUACUAGCUGAACAGUGACCACUGCCUGCCCAAGGACUUCUGCUGCCAAAUUCCCUCCAUCAUGUCUGGGAUCCAUGCCCCAUGGACAUCCGGCACAGAGUGUGUAGCCAAGUACAACUUCCAGACUGCCAACGAACAGGACCUGCCUUUCUGUAAAGGGGAUGUUCUGACCAUCAUUGGAGUCACCAGGGAUCCAAACUGGUACCGAGCGAGGAACACAACGGGCAGAGAGGGCACCAUUCCAGCCAACUAUGUCCAGAAAAGGGAAGGAGUCAAGUCGGGAGGAAAACUCAGUUUGAUGCCUUGGUUUCAUGGGAAGAUAACUCGUGAGCAGGCGGAGCGGCUUCUCUACCCCCCAGAAACCGGGCUGUUCCUGGUGAGGGAGAGCACCAACUAUCCGGGGGACUACACCCUGUGUGUCAGCUGCGACGGGAAGGUGGAGCACUACCGCAUCAUCUACCACAACGGCAAACUCACCAUCGAUGAGGAGGAAUACUUUGAGAAUCUCAUGCAGCUGGUGGAGCACUACACCAAAGACGCUGAUGGCCUUUGCACCAGGCUGAUUAAACCCAAGUUGAUGGAGGGGACAGUGGCAGCGCAGGACGAGUUCUCCAGGAGCGGCUGGGCCUUGAACAGGAAGGAGCUGAAACUCCUCCAGACCAUCGGCAAAGGGGAGUUUGGAGAUGUGAUAUUGGGAGACUACAGGGGGACCAGAGUGGCAGUCAAAUGUAUCAAAAAUGAUGCGACAGCGCAGGCUUUCAUCGCCGAGGCUUCAGUCAUGACGCAGCUGAGGCACAACAACCUGGUGCAGUUGCUGGGUGUGAUCGUGGAGGAGAGGGGCAGCCUUUACAUCGUCACAGAAUACAUGGCCAAGGGCAGCCUGGUGGACUACCUUCGCUCCAGAGGAAGGUCUGUUCUUGGGGGAGACUGUUUACUCAAGUUCUCACUUGACGUGUGUGAAGCCAUGGAGUACUUGGAAGCCAACAACUUUGUCCACAGAGACCUGGCAGCUCGAAACGUGCUGGUGUCUGACGACAACAUCGCCAAAGUCAGCGACUUCGGCCUCACCAAGGAGGCCUCCUCCAUUCAGGACACUGCCAAGCUGCCCGUCAAGUGGACCUCACCAGAAGCACUAAGAGAGAAGAGGUUUUCCACCAAGUCAGACGUCUGGAGUUAUGGAAUCCUACUUUGGGAGAUUUACUCCUUUGGGCGUGUGCCUUACCCCAGAAUUCCGCUGAAAGACGUGGUCCCCCGAGUGGAAAAGGGGUACAAGAUGGACGCCCCGGACGGCUGCCCCCCAGUGGUGUACGACCUGAUGAAGCAGUGCUGGACCCUGGACGCCGCGAUGCGGCCCUCCUUCCGCAUGCUGAGGGAGAAGCUGCAGCAUAUCAGAGCCAAGGAGCUGUACCUGUGAAGAGGAGGUGCAGAAGGGGGUCACGGGCGGGGGGGGGGCGGCGACAUGCAGCACAAGGAUUGUGGGAGGUGGGGGGAGGAGAGAAAAAAGGACCACAGCAACUUUUCUCCUGCUUGCCCCCCCCCCUUACCAACCUAUGGGACUGCUACACUGUGCCCCCCCCCCAUCCCCCUGCCUCUAAACACCCCCCCCCCAGCCGUCCUCUGCUUUCACACUAGGACUGUUUAACUGUUUGUGUUGUAUAGCUUUUGCCAGAAAACUCCUCCUUCUCUCCACUGCUCUUUUGCCCCCAAUCCCCCCCCUGACACACACACCUAAAAACACCACCUGUCCUCCUCUUCAUCCCCUUCGUCCUCCUCCUCCUGAGACGUGGCAUUACCUGGAGGGGGAGGCUGGCCUUUUCCUCCACGUUUGUCAGGUGCUCCUUCUUCUAUACCUCUUCAUAAUCGCUGGAUCCCGGCGUCACCUGCAUGCCUUCAGCCCGGCUGUCACACCCCCCCCCCCCCCCCCCCCCCCCCCUCACAUGGUCGGACGCGAGGCCUUCGCUCUGUGCCAAAGUGCCUCGUGCCUACAGAGCUCCAGACUUCCCUCCAGCACUUCUUUUAUUUUACUUUUUUUUAUCAUUACAGAAAAAACUUCUUUUUUUUUUUACAUUGAUUUAUUUUUCAGGGAUGUUAUAAUAAACCAAUUUUUUUUGUUUUGUUAUGGCUCGUUCCCCGACCAUCUCCACUUAAGACUGAUGUUCCCUCCCCAAAAGUCCAUGACGGAGGAUGGGGCGGUGUGGAUAGGAGGAGACGGCGAGGAGAGGCAGGUCACAAAUACGGUCGCCUCAUCAUACGUGGGCUUGUUUUAUAUUAAAAAAUACAUAUAUUUAAAGGAUUAAAACAAAAACCAGACGAAGGACUGAGGACGCCGGGGUCAGUGGGAGGGGGGUGUGUGCAUGCUGUUAAAGAGGCCUUCGGUUCAACUGUCAGUGCUUUCAAUGUUCAUUGUUUUAUUAUGCUAUCAUGAUUAUGAAUAAAUCAUUCCAUCUGAGCAGUGUGAAAA